Messenger RNA from Amphiprion ocellaris (clown anemonefish), 1519 nucleotides. Its product is annotated as gastrula zinc finger protein XlCGF52.1-like. The transcript has 2 exons. Bases 114 to 1304 code for a protein of 396 amino acids. Lineage: Eukaryota; Metazoa; Chordata; Actinopteri; Pomacentridae. Gene Ontology annotation, molecular function: DNA-binding transcription factor activity; RNA polymerase II cis-regulatory region sequence-specific DNA binding. Gene Ontology annotation, biological process: regulation of transcription by RNA polymerase II. The record is from RefSeq and is a predicted model, not a curated record.
CGGAUGUAAAUCCAAACACAGCAACUGGACGGAAACUGUCUUCCUGCUGAAGCUCCAGAUGGCUAUGAAGACUGACGUUUUUUUCUCCUGACUUUCUGGCUCUGCUCCUCGGCAUGUCUUUCUCCUCCUCCUUCGGCUCGCAGCUCGCAGCCAUCCUGGACGUUCUGGUCAAAGCAGCGGUGGCAGAAAUCACGAAGCUGGUGGACGACGAGAGCGUCUCUCUGCAGCUGGAAGUGUGUCAGAGGGACGCUGAGAUCCAGGAGCUCCGUAGGACUCUGGAGCUGAUGGAGGCUGAACUCUGCAAAGAAGCGUUCACGAUCCGAGAGACGGAGGAGAGACAGGAGGAGCUACCAGCAGCUGAGAACCAGGUCCUCCUGAGAGUUGCAGACAUAAAAGAAGAUGAGGACACAAGCGCUGUGUACCCUGAAUCCAAAACUGCUGAUUCACUCUGCAAGACCCCAAAUGAAACCGAUGAGAACUUCAGGCCAGCGGUGAAACAGGAGCCAGCGGAUGAACUUAUAACCACAGAAACAACAGACAACACAGUGGCAGCGGACAUUAGCUUUGAAGGAGGAAAGCGAGACGACUCGACAUGGCUUCUUCCUGCUUGUAGCGUUUCUGAGAACAUCUCUGUUGCCACACAGCAGCAAAUACAGACUUGCCCCUCUCGUGCUGAGCGAUAUUCUGCUCACCGUAACAUUGACAGUUUGUGCAAUUCUUCAUCAACUGCAGCAGAGGAUGUCGUAGAUAACUACUUAAGUGUGCCAAUAAAAGUAGAAGUAGAGGUUCGACCCAAGUGUAUGGGAAACAACACGUCUGAAUCGGCUCAUAAUGAACAGUUUGAACAUGUUUUAGAACAGGUCGGAUCGUCUUUACCCCCUCCUUCUGCUCAGGCAUCCACAGCUGGUAUGUUAGCAUCGAACUCUGAAACGAAUGUGUGGAGAGCAAAUCAAAAAGUCUUUACCUGCUAUUUGUGCAACAAGGGCUUCCCCUGUCUGUCUCAGCUGGAGGAGCACAGGUCGACCCACCAGACUGUCAAACCAUUCAGGUGCCUCCAAUGCGGUAAAUCUUUCGCCCACAAGGUCCGGCAGCAGACGCACCAGAGAGUCCACACGGGGGAGAGGCCGUUCAGCUGCACAAUCUGCGGCAAGAUGUUCUCGAGGCAGGACAACUGCGUGAGACACGAGCGGUUCCACAGCGGGCAGAAACCCCACAGCUGUCGGCUGUGCGGUAAAAGCUUCACGGGGCUGAGGAACCUCAAACUACAUCAAGAUAUUCACCUGCAGGGGAGAGAGGGGAGAUAGCACUCAGUUGCUGCAGCUGUAAGAGUUAGAAUAUUUUGCACAAAUCUUGAUCUUGCCAGUGAGCUUUGACAGUUGUAUUACACUGAAUGUCACAGUGAAAUGUGUUUUCAUUAGCAUUUCUGGGGACAUAGAUGCUGGCAGUGUCACUGUGUGAAGAAAAUGUGACUGUUAUGUUUAUCUGUUUGUUUUCUCCAACAUACUUAUUAAAGCAAGUU